AUGCGCCUAGCAAACGCUCUCGUGGUGUUAAUAGUCGUUUAUGUUGCAAGCGUCAGAGCCACAUUGGCGCCUUCUGACAAGUCCAGACUACUUGGACAAGCGACCUCCACGAAUGUCAGCGAUAGACCUCUAUCGAGCUACGACAAGAACAAUGGCGACAACACCAACACCGAAGAACGAGCUAUCAACUUGUCUGAUGCCAAACAAUGGAUCAAAACGAUGUUCAAAAACUGGUACCAGAAAUGGCGCGACAUAAGACGCGAGAAGGCAACUAAGGAGCUGACUAACGAUGUCUCCCCAGAAACUGUCGAUAAAAUGCUUCAAAAUGAGCCAUUCAAGCGCGAGAUGUUUAAGAAAUGGAACAAAUACAGGAUGGAGGACAUCAAGCUGAAACUCGGCCAAGAAAGGCUCAACAACGAAGGCGUUGCAAAAAUGCUAGUAAACUACGUCCAGGACUAUCGAGUUUACAGAAACAUUCGAGGCUGGAGAGAGGUAAAGUAA
Molecule: messenger RNA, 501 nt
Organism: Phytophthora infestans T30-4
Lineage: Eukaryota; Oomycota; Peronosporomycetes; Peronosporales; Peronosporaceae
Product: secreted RxLR effector peptide protein, putative
Exons: 1
Coding region: 1-501 (166 amino acids)
Source: RefSeq, a predicted model, not a curated record